Plodia interpunctella (Indianmeal moth) is the source of this 958-nucleotide messenger RNA. RefSeq lists its product as uncharacterized. Lineage: Eukaryota; Metazoa; Arthropoda; Insecta; Lepidoptera; Pyralidae. Bases 428 to 745 code for a protein of 105 amino acids. The transcript has 2 exons. The record is from RefSeq and is a predicted model, not a curated record.
UUAGAAUUAUCCCGUCGUCAACAUUUGAACAACAAUUCUACUCAGCCGUUUGUAAAUUGUACACAAUUUUAACUCAUGAAGUGCGGUAAUUCUUAUGUAAUGACUAAAAUAAGACUAUAUUCCUAAGUUUAUCUAGGCGUAUCAAACCGAAGACAAUUAAUUUUACCGUUUUAGUAACAGGCUAAUUGUAGUUCUAGAACGGUUGUAACUUCGCAGCGUUAAGUUUUUGCACCAAAAUAAUUUCCUUGAAAUAAGAAUGUUUCCUUUAAAUUUAGACAGUAAAAGUUCAGUUAGCAGAGUAUUUAAAUGGUUUCCAAGUAGAAUAUAUAGCAGUUACAUUGAGCUCUCAUGAAUAACCACACUAUUUGAUAGUAGUGUAGUUAAGAGAAACUUCUCUGAGGGAUAAAAGUUAUUUUAUUCAAUAAACAUGAAUAGAGCUACAAUUGUGGUCUUAGCUGUAACUAUAUUAGUGGUAUACGUCGCCGGAUUGCCUGGUGGAUUUGGAAAAGGCAAAGGAAAGGGAGGAAGUAGCAGCAGUGAAAGCGGUAGUGAAGAGAAUGGUGGCGGAGGUGGGAAAGGCGGGGGCGGAGGUGGAGGCGGCGGCGGCGGCGGUGGCGGCAAGGGAGGGAAUGAUAGCGGCGGAGACAACGGAGGGAAAGGCGGCGGCGGAGGUGGCAAGGGAGGGAACGGAGGCGGCGGAGGUGGAAAGGGAGGCCAAAGAAAAGUAGAGUUUAAGAAAUGGUAAUAGAAAGACAGCGGUAUACCGAAGUUGCGGAUAAGAAUGGAGAGUUGCGCGUCGCUUUGAAGUAGUCAAUGUUUCUAGUUUUAUUAGAAAAUAAAAUAUAAAUGUAAUUUUGUUAUAUUCUUGUAGUGCUACAUGCUUAGUAUUUAAAUUUAAUAUACUACUGUUGUGAUGAUAUAAAUAAAGUAACUUUACUUACAAUAUAUUAUCAAACAU